This is a messenger RNA of Osmerus eperlanus (European smelt), 3604 nucleotides long. RefSeq names its product abhydrolase domain containing 11 (gene abhd11). The record is from RefSeq and is a predicted model, not a curated record. The transcript is spliced from 6 exons. Gene Ontology annotation, cellular component: mitochondrion. Gene Ontology annotation, molecular function: carboxylic ester hydrolase activity. Bases 136 to 1062 code for a protein of 308 amino acids. Lineage: Eukaryota; Metazoa; Chordata; Actinopteri; Osmeriformes; Osmeridae.
CUGGCAACCUGGUUUCAUUAGCCACACAAGCUUGCUCUCCUCCACUGUCACUGUGAAAGCGACUAGCUAGAAUAUACUGCUGCCGAAUUUAAAACAUAUGUUGGCAAUCAAUCAAUUAAUCUAUCACGACCUGUCAUGAGUGUUUUGUGUCGCAUAAUUCAGAGAGGACUUCUCAACGGACGGACAUCAUGUCGGUUUGUAACGGGACAGCGAGACAUCUUUGGUGGCGUGCCUCUGAUGGCUCGUUCAGUUGCUUCAAACUGCCCUGUCAACCUGACCUAUGACGUGUUUGACGGGAAAGGAGAGAACACGCCUCUUGUGUUCCUACAUGGUCUGUUUGGCAGCAAAUCUAACUUCCACUCAAUUGCCAAAUCCCUUGUGCAACGGACAGGCAGGAAGGUGCUGACAGUGGAUGCCCGUAACCAUGGUACCAGCACGCACAACCCAGAGUUGACCUACGAGGCAAUGACUAGUGACCUGAAACACCUGCUUGCCCAGCUGCACAUUGGGAAGUGUGUCCUAAUUGGACACAGCAUGGGAGGCAAGGUAGCCAUGACGACUGCUCUGUCGCAGCCCAGUCUGGUGGAGAGGUUGGUGGUGGUGGACAUCAGCCCAGCUCAGACCACCACACGCACCAACUUCCGCUCCUACAUUCAAGCCAUGAAGGAUGUGAAGAUCUCCAGCGACAUCCCUCGCUCCACUGCCAGACGUAUGGCUGAGGACCAGCUACGCAAACUGGUCAAGGAGCACUCAGUGCGUCAGUUCUUGUUGACCAAUCUAGUGGAGCAGAAUGGUCACUAUGCAUGGAGGGUGAACUUGGAUGCCAUCUCGGCGCACCUUGAUGACAUCAUGAGCUUUCCGGACUUUCCUAACACGUACGAGGGUCCCACUCUUUUUUUGGGUGGAGCUAGCUCUGCUUACAUCAGCUCUGAUGACUACCCAGAGAUCCAGAGGUUGUUCCCUUGUGCAGAUAUACAGUACAUCCCUGAUGCCAGCCACUGGAUCCAUGCUGACAAACCUCUAGACUUCAUCAGUUCCAUCAUAUCCUUCCUGCAGUCCUAGCUCCUAUUACAGAACCCCUCAGCUACGCUCAACCACAGCAAACAGACAGUCAGAGGGUGUGGCAUCACCAACAGGAGACAGACAGAGAGUGCUAAAUGCUAAUCCAGGACCAACCUCACCCUGUCAGUGCAGUCAGUCCUACUUGCAUUCUUAUUAAUACUCUCAAGGAUACAGUGUACAAAUGUCUGUUAAUGCACUUACUUAUCACAUUUUAGUUAGAUAGGUACAUAGUUUAGGUAGAUUUAGGUAUUUAUAUGGAUGGAAUAGAUGGUUAGAAAAAAUGUACGUAGAUAGGUUGAUAGAUGCCUAGAGUUGCAGUUUUAGGAUAAGGGAAAUAUUUUGGGCUAUUUACUAAUCCAAAGAGCCUCCCAUUGUUGCACAAUAGCGUACUGUAUCUCAAAUCAAUUCAUAUCAGCACAGAAGAAUGGCUUUUGGUCAAUUCUAAUGUAGGUAGUCUUGUUCCAGCUGUUUUGUCUGAGCUCCUUUCAGGUAUGAGUUAUAAGGGAUAUUGGCAGUAGAUGGGGACAAGACCAUUCCUAAACCAUACUACUGCAUAAUAGGAGCACAGCGCUUAGUAGGGAGUCAGAUGGGCAUUAAGUAAAGCAGCACUGGGUCUGUCUGAUGGAAAGAUUCAGCAAUGCCUCAAUCUCUCCAGCCACCAUUGUUCAUAGAGUAACCAAUUUAUUUUAUUAUGAUGUUGUUUGGAAGCACUUUUAGUCUUCGGUCUGGAAUUCAUCACAGUACCUACUUUAAAAAAAAUCGCUCUCCACUUUGUGUUUUGCAGAUGUGCUUGCACUUUUACAAUGUGAUGUCAACAAGAUGGCUAGCUACCUUUUUCUGCUAACACAAAUUAAGGCUAAGUUUACAGAUACUGUAUUCAGUAGAUGUCUUAAACACCCCAGGUUACAACAAUCAAUACUGUGGCUAUACUGUACACUACACUUUAAUCUCAAGCAGCCAUUGUAGUUGUAACUGUAUAGUCUUUUUUGUUUGAAAUCUAAUCCGUGUUUUAGUGCAACAUUAUUUUGUAAUACUUAAGAAUCGGAGCUAACUCUUAAUAUAACAUAAAAAGUUAUAUACUUUAUGAAUAUUCAUCAAAUGAUGUGCUGCAAAAAACAUAUAAUGUAUCUACUAAUAUUUUUGAAUGUUGUCAGUUACCAUCUCCUGUGUUCCUCUGUGAAAUGUGUGGGAAAAGUACAGUUGGAAAAGUGAUACUGCCAUAUGUCUGUUACUGAGUAAGCAGUGUAUGUUGUAAAUGUGUGUGCCUCUUUCUCGUCUUGAGCUCUUUUAUCUUCUAAGCGUCUCGAUAACAGUUUACUCUUAAUAGCCAGCAGCAUUGAGAAUGGCAACUAUGUUGCCAAUUGUGUAUAUUAUAUCAGAGAUGCUACUCUACAAGGGUUUUGGUGUAUGUGUGUGCUAGACUUGUAUUGAUCAUUUUAUAGCACUGUCUUUUGAAAUCAGCGAUCUACUAUGGAUGUCAGAAAACCCCCUAUAUCAGAUGACCCCUAUUUAUAAUGAAAUUGGUAGAUUGAGUAGCUAAGCAACCCCCUACCCAUCAUAACUACUGACCUCCAAUCAGUUUCAUCGUAUUGCACAUGUGGUUAGGUGGGUAGGAAGGUCAAAAAUAGCUUUAGAAACAGGUCCCAGAUCAGUAUUGUUAUUGCCUUGAUGUUGGAAAAGAAUGUGUGUGGUGGGGAAACAACUGGUGAUUGUAUGAAGAUGUUAUUUUAUUUGUGUUGAAAUCUACAAACACUAAACUCAGAAGUGUGAACUGUUUUUCUUCUGUGAGCAUGCCUUCUCUUCUUUGGUUCAACUGUAAAUUAAUGCACAGCUCCAAAACAUUGAUUCAGUGAUGGAGUAAAUUGGCUCUUAAAACCUUGCAACAGGUAAAAAUGUUUUGUUUGGAAAAUGGCAAACAUGAACUUGACAAUGUUAUUUAGUUGUGUGAAAUGCAUAUAUUAUACAUGUGAAUAAUUGAGAUAUACAGUAUAUGGAAAUUGUAUAGAAUGUAUAACUGAUGUAUAAUAAACAUUUUAAAAUUAACUUGUCUUGACCUUAAAAUAAACUUGUGUUUUCACUGAAGAUGGCCCUUAGCCCCAAAGUGCAGGCCAACCAAAUAGCCUUACAGGCAUAUAAACAAAAUACAUAACUGCUGUGUUUUUGUAUUUUCAUUCUUUCAUCUAAGAAACGAUGUGAAUGUGAAGACCCACAUCUCACAUGACCACAAUGUAAUUUUUAAGUUAAAAUAAACCAUUUAAAAUUUGAACCCAGGCUGUUGCAGUACUUCCGCAGCUUUCAGAGCAUGCACACUAACCCAGUGAGCUAACAGGGGAGCCCUGCUUUCGUCUGGUUUUCUGAAACCCCAACUCUGCAGGUUGUUACAACUAGCUAGUUAAAUGUCAAAUUUAAAUGUUGAGUGGAGAUUGUUAUGAUCCCUGAUAGCUCAGUGGUUAAGGAUGUGAGCUACUGUGUGAGGGGUCUUGUGUUCAAAUCUGGCUGAAGGAUCUUCUUACAUAAAACAGAAUAAUCUGCUUUCUAAUCA